Messenger RNA from Somion occarium, 2054 nucleotides. The record is from the annotation of a GenBank genome assembly. NCBI's taxonomy places the organism in Eukaryota, Fungi, Basidiomycota, Agaricomycetes, Polyporales, Cerrenaceae.
UCCCAUUAGAGUUACUCAAAGUGCAUUGGCAUGCUUCCUUUUUUGGAAUGCACGACGAACACGAGGCACAUUCCAAUCUUUGGAUACGCGACUGUUACGCGUUCGACCACAAGCUGGCACACCAUGCAUAGAUGCCUUACGAUUCCCGAACUGGUGGAAUCCAUCGCUGAAAUGGUGAGGGAAUUGCACCAGGACGCGAAGUUCAAGGCAAAGGGCCCGGUCCAACAGGUGCCUAACCCGCUGUUUUCUAUGGUUCUGACUUGUCGCGCGUUCUAUGAACCGACGAUGAACGUCUUAUGGGACACUCUUAGCUCUUUGAUCCCCUUAAUGAAAUGUUUCCCAGGUCAUGUGUGGAAGGAAAAUGACGACGGCAAGGUGAGAUCUGUUAAGCCUCCUAGCCAUGAAGAUUGGGAUAGGUUCCUACGGAAUGCGAGACGGGUCCGUACAUUAGUUCUCGAUCAUUCUGAGCCAGCCUCUAGGGAUUGUCUACAAUUACUGUCAAUUCCACGCCCCGCGAUGCAACCGUUCCCCGGCCUCAAAUUCCUUUUGUGGGUUUGCGAUACUGAAAACACGAAAUCCUAUCUCAAUCUUUUCAUUGGGCCACGCCUGGAGAGGCUGUGGCUCAUGCGCGGCACCAGCAGCACACAAAUUGCUAUGUUCGAAGCUAUUAGGGAUCACGCGCCAAAUCUAGAACUUCUGAUCUUUGGACCAUCUGAAGAGUCUCCAGGCGUAGAUGAAGCACUCUCCAUGGCCAUGCUCAAGAUGUCACGCAUACGGAUUAUAUCCUCCGAAGGUGCCUUCACACUCUCUGGCGCUGCCUUUGCACAUAUCGGCACCCUUUCUACUCUUGUCAGUGUUGAUAUGCAUGUAAAAGACGGCCAAGAACUGAUUGACGCGUUGCUGGCGUCACCACUCGCUACCUUUCCUGUGUUGUCUCGCAUACACUUCGUGGUUAAGAAUCUAGGGUCUUCGUCCCUCACCGACCUCAUGCGGACAAUUCAAGCUCCACAAUUGCGCCGUGUCAUACUGGAAUUCGAAGAAAGGCCAUCCGCAACCGAGUUACGUCAACUCUUCCGGGCUGUUGCUACGCAUCGUUCAGUACACACUGUCGAAGUCUCACUUUCUCAUCCUGGUGCUCGGAUCCCACCCCCAGCGGAGGUCAAUCAUGCACAAGCAGCUGACAUCAGCACUUUGCUGCCUCUAUUGGCAUUGUCCAAUUUACGAAAUUUGGUGAUCGGCGACAUACCUGUAUACCUCGAUAGUGCUGCAAUUCAAGAGGUGGCCUCAUCGUGGCAGAAGCUUGAACUCCUGAAACUCGAGCCAGAAGGAAGUUCAUCCACUGUAGGCAUCCCGACCGCAAACGAGCUGGUUCACUUUGCCAAACACUGUCCGUCUCUGAGAACACUCCAUAUUUGGGUUGAUACGCUUGGAAUGACUCUGCAUGACUAUAGGCCCGGGAUGGGUCAUGUCUGCGAGUCUCUUACCUCCUUCUAUCCGGGACGUUCGCCCAUUUCUGACGUGAAUGCUGUGGCGGUAUUUCUGUCUGACAUAUUCCCGAACGCCAAAAUUCAAAGCGUCUCCAACAACGUGGCCAGUGCUGACGCAGCUAAAAUAUGGUCGCAGGUAGCCUGUAUGGUGCCUCUCCUUGGGCAGGUGAGGAAGCAGGAACGCAAGGGCGUUCCCGAUAUCAAUGCGCGCGACCUUUCGUGUUAGUUUCAUGUUCAGAGUUCACCUUGCCAAAUUAUCUCAGUACACCAGGCCUAACCUACCUCCGCAUACCCCUCAUCUAGUGAAACUGCUUCUCAGCUAUACUUCAAGCCUGACGGUCUGGACUCUGAUUUCUAAUGGACUACCUACCACAGGUGCUAUGUUGGUCGUCCGGAUUCUCCCAUGGUAUACAUGUUCUCCAGCUUUUUUUGCGGCUGCUUAAUGUACAGCAAGUAUAUCUAUGUUACGUCUACGACCAUGUAAUAGAAUCUUCAGUCUUGCGCUUGAAAUGCCAAAGUUACCUUGUCACGAACGCGCAGCGUAACGCUCACUGUCACUGUAAUGUA